GUGCGUCCAACCCUAAGUGACAUUGCAAACAAUCUGCCUCUGUACUUAUCACGAGGCUUUAAGCGUGCCUCCCACCGCAUUCAAUGCUUCACCCAUUUUUGUAUUUUUUUUUUAUCUUGCAACUGUACACAUACAACACACAGUAACUGACCUAUCAGUUCGCGAACGGCGAUAAGAUAAUGUGUGUAAAGCAUGACACGAAAAACAGCACCGCAUUCGUAUUAAAUUUCAGCUGUGCCAGUACCGUGUCGUCAGUGGUUGAGAAUGGAUUUUACCGGUAAGGUGGUGCUCAUCACCGGAGCCAGCUCUGGAAUUGGAGCUUCAACGGCAAAAUAUCUCACGAACCUGGGCGCUACCUGUGUGCUGGCUGCGCGCAAUGAAGCGAAGCUUGCCGAAGUUCGUAAGGAGUGUGUCUCAGUGGGAAGGGUGGAGCCACUUACCGUCGUGACGGACGUUACGAAGCGCGAAGACCUCGAACGGCUGGUACGGGUGAUCAUUGCCAAGUACGGACGGUUGGAUGUGUUGGUGAACAAUGCUGGUAAGGGAGCGGCCGGCAGCAUCGAGCAAGCCGAUCUGGAACAGUUCGAUGACAUACUGGAUACGAAUCUGCGGUCGGUGUUUGCCCUCACCAAGCUGGCUCUGCCGCAUCUGCUUGCCGUGAAGGGUAACAUCGUGAACGUGUCGAGUGUGGCCGGUACCAAUUCGUUCCACAAUGCACUGUCGUACUGUGUGUCCAAGUCGGCGCUCGAUCAGUUUACACGCUGUACUGCGCUUGAUCUGGCAGAGAAGGGCGUGCGCGUAAACUCCGUCAAUCCGGCGGUCAUUGUGACGAACUUCCACAAGGCGAUCGGUAUGGAAGAUGAAGCUUAUGCCGCUUACCUGAAGCACUGCGAGACAACACAUCCGUUGGGACGCGUUGGAACUGGCGAUGAGGUGGCAGCAUCGAUCGCUUUCUUGGCCUGUGAUGCGACGGCUAGCUUCAUCACGGGCACCUUGCUGCGAGUGGACGGUGGAAAACAUAUUCUUACUCCACGUUAAGAUAAUAUCAAGUUUGGGGGAAAAUUCAACGAAUAAAACAAUUGAAUGAAUAAAGUAAUGCUUCGGCUCCUUCUUUAUGUGCUAAUAA
This is a messenger RNA of Anopheles stephensi (Asian malaria mosquito), 1126 nucleotides long. Its product is annotated as 17-beta-hydroxysteroid dehydrogenase 14-like. The transcript is spliced from 2 exons. The record is from RefSeq and is a predicted model, not a curated record. Gene Ontology annotation, molecular function: oxidoreductase activity. Lineage: Eukaryota; Metazoa; Arthropoda; Insecta; Diptera; Culicidae. Bases 265 to 1038 code for a protein of 257 amino acids.